AUGUUAAAAAUCCUUUGUAUUUUUUCUCUCUUCUUCUUCUCAGGAAAUGCCGACGUAUUUCAUAACUUAUUUCCAGAUACUUUUGCUACACCUGACAAUAAUGAACUGAAACCCAAAGAACACUCCAAACUGGGGUCUCAAAGAAAAGCUGCUGCUGUAAGUGUCGAUAAAACAGAUUUCAAUGGCAAAUGGGAGGUGGUAUCUAAUAAUUCAGGCGUCUCAGCCAUGCAUGCCAUCUUGAUGCCCAAAAUUAACAAGGUGCUUAUGUAUGACGCCACCAUUUGGAGGAUUUCGAAAAUCCCGUUGCCCCCUGAGAAGAUGCCUUGCCAUCUUGUUAACCCCGAGACGAAUGAACGAGAUUGCUGGGCACAUGCUGUCCUUUUCGACGUUGAAACAUCUCAAUUGACAGCGCUUAAGCUUGAGACGGACACAUGGUGCUCAUCGGGAGGGCUCACGGUGGAUGGAAAUUUGGUUAGCACCGGCGGCUUUCAAGGAGGAGCUAACACCGUGAGAUAUUUAGAUUCGUGUGAUACAUGUGAUUGGAAAGAAUUCCCAACAGCGCUUGCUGACCCUAGAUGGUACUCAACACAAGUAACAUUGCCUGAUGGACGCUUCAUUGUGGUGGGUGGGCGAGGUGCCUUUACAUAUGAAUACAUUCCACCAGAAGGACAAUCAAACAAGAAUGCCAUCUAUCUCCCUUUAUUAAGGGAAACCGAUGACAACAAAGAUUUAGGCCAUAAAAUGGAGUUUAAAAUUGAGAAUAAUUUAUACCCUUUUGUCCACCUUUCACCAGAUGGUAAUCUCUUCAUAUUUGCCAACAACCGCUCCAUUUUGCUAAACCCCACCACCAACGAAGUCGUUCAUGAGUUCCCCAUUCUUGGUGGUGGCGCUCGAAACUACCCAGCAUCGGCCAUGUCUGUGAUUCUUCCUAUAAAACUACACGUUGGCACAAAGCUUGUCAAUGCCGAUGUGUUGAUCUGCGGUGGGGCGAAACAUGAUGCAUUCUAUUACGCAGAAGCUAAAAAACGCUACUUGCGGGCGUUGCAAGAUUGUGGAAAGAUAAAAAUCACAAAGAAAGAUGCAAUUUGGAAGACUGAAAGGAUGCCAUCGCCUCGAGUAAUGGGGGACAUGGCGAUUCUUCCAAAUGGGCAUGUGCUAAUGGUGAAUGGUGCAAAAAGAGGCACUUCAGCUUGGCAUGAUGCGGAGGACCCCAACAUGGUCCCCGUGUUGUAUAAGCCUAAAGGGCCUAAAAACCAGAGGUUUAAGGAGCUGAUGGCAUCAAAAAUUCCCAGAAUGUACCAUUCAUCGUUUGCUGUUCUACCAGACGGGAAAGUUCUUAUUGCAGGCAGCAACACUAACGAUGGCUAUGUUUAUAACGUAAAGUAUCCCACUGAGCUUAGGGUUGAGAAAUUUUCACCUCCUUAUUUGGAUCCUGCAUUGGAAUCGUUAAAACUGGAUAUUGUGGUUCAGUAUUCGGAUAAGGUGAUCUCUUAUGGCAAGAGCUUCUCGAUACAAGUUAAGCCAAGGGAUUUGUCAACAACUAUUUAUAUGAAUGAUAUCAGAAUGUCCAUGUAUGCACCACCGUUCACCACACAUGGGAUCUCCAUGAACCAGAGGCUGCUUAUCUUAGGGUUGGUUAAUGUGGUUAACUAUGCCAAUGGAAUUUACAACAUUGUCGCCGAGGCACCGCCGUCGGGUGCUGUUGCUCCGCCCGGUUAUUAUAUGCUUUCUGUUGUUUAUAAAGGAGUGCCAAGCGUUGCAAUGUGGAUCCAGAUUAAGUAAACGAAACUGCUACAUACUCUUUAACAACUGGAAGGAGUUCACGCAGGCCAAAGAAAAGUUUGGCCUAGAAAGUUGGAGUGGAGGGCAUAUAUAUGAUCAUUCAAGGCCUUUGUGGUGUGCUAGCUUAGUUUUUUAUCACAAUUCUUUUAGUUGUUUUACUCUCAGCUUUGUGUAAAAAACUUAUACAUGAAAAAGUUGACUUUUUUAUAUUUGUUAAUGUCAUUGUAUCAAUUAUAAAUAUUUGACUUGGUUA
Messenger RNA from Mangifera indica (mango), 2035 nucleotides. Its product is annotated as aldehyde oxidase GLOX1-like. NCBI's taxonomy places the organism in Eukaryota, Viridiplantae, Streptophyta, Magnoliopsida, Sapindales, Anacardiaceae. The transcript is spliced from 3 exons. Bases 1 to 1782 code for a protein of 593 amino acids. The record is from RefSeq and is a predicted model, not a curated record.